Molecule: messenger RNA, 4111 nt
Organism: Acanthochromis polyacanthus (spiny chromis)
Lineage: Eukaryota; Metazoa; Chordata; Actinopteri; Pomacentridae
Gene: slc44a2
Product: solute carrier family 44 member 2
Exons: 22
Coding region: 145-2661 (838 amino acids)
Biological process (GO): choline transport; transmembrane transport
Cellular component (GO): membrane
Molecular function (GO): choline transmembrane transporter activity
Source: RefSeq, a predicted model, not a curated record
CGUGCUCCGGUUUGAUUUCUGUCUCUGCUGUCUGUUCGGUGCUCCGUCGGUCAGUGUUAUUGAUGUUUUUUGCCUCGACAUUUCCAUGGUAACUGUCCGGUCUAAGGUGUGAUCAGCAGCGAGGAGCCGAGCGAGUGUGCGAAGAUGGAGCUGGAGGAGAAAAACCCAGACCCAAAAUACGGGGAGUCCAGGAAGUUUGAUCCAAACUUCAAAGGACCGAUCCACAACAGGGGAUGCACAGACAUCCUCUGCUGUAUUCUCUUCAUCUUGGCUUUGUUGGGGUACUUUGCUGUCGGUAUCCUUGCCUGGUCUCAGGGAGACCCCAGAAAAGUGAUUUAUCCCACAGACAGCAGGGGGCAGUUCUGUGGACAAGCUGGAACACCUCUGGAGAAGAAACCUCUUCUGUUCUACUUCAACAUCCUGAAAUGUGCCAGUCCUCUGGUGCUGCUGGAGUUCCAGUGUCCCACCACACAGUUAUGUGUGGAAAGCUGUCCCGACAGGCAUCUCACAUUGAUGAAAGCCAAGUUAGGCAACAACGAGGACCGAGAAUACUACCAAAAAUUCUGCAAGGAAGGAGUGGACUUCGCCGCACUGCCUCCUCCUGAGCUCCUGAGUAAAGGCCUGUGUCCUGGCAUGCUGAUGCCCAGUAAAGCCUUCACGCGUCGCUGCCUUCCUGCUCUGGGAACGAUGAAAGGUGGGGUGGUGGUUGUCGGCAAUGAGACCACGUUCGAUUCUGGAGAAGGCGGCAGUAUUAAUGCCUCCGAGGUGCUGGAGGCAUCAAAGAAGUCAAAUGUGGUUGUAGAAGCUCGACAGGUGGCCAUGAGAAUCUUUGAGGACUACACUCAGUCCUGGCACUGGAUAUUACUUGGUCUGGUGAUAGCCAUGGUUGUCAGCUUGAUUUUUAUCGUCCUCCUGCGAUUCCUAGCUGGUGUCAUGGUCUGGCUCGUGAUUGUUUUGGUUAUCCUAGUGAUUGGAUAUGGUAUUUUCCACUGUUACAUGGAGUACGCCAGUCUGAAAGGAGAACCCGGCGCUGACGUCACCAUCCGUGACCUCGGCCUGCAGACCGACUUCUCUGUCUACCUGCAGAUCAGACAGACCUGGCUGGCCUUCAUGAUCAUCCUGGCUAUUGUGGAGGUCAUCAUCAUUCUGCUACUCAUCUUCCUCAGGAAGAGAAUCCUGAUUGCCAUCGCACUCAUCAAAGAGGCCAGCAGAGCUGUCGGCCAUGUUAUGUCGUCACUGUUCUACCCACUGCUGACCUUUGCCCUUCUGGCUGUGGUGAUCGCUUACUGGGCCAUUACUGCUGUCUUCUUAUCCACAUCUAAUGAGCAGGUGUACAAAGUGUUCAACAACUCUGAGUGUCCGUUUUCCCGAGAUACCUGCGACCCCCAGACAUUCAACACCUCCAAUGCUUCAGCUCAGUGUCCGGAUGCAGAGUGCCUGUUUGCCUUCUACGGUGGUGAGACUGUCUACCACAAAUACCUCAUUCUGUUCCAGUUCUACAACGUCUUCCUUUUCUUCUGGUGUGCCAACUUUGUCACGGCCCUGGGUCAGGUCACUCUAUCGGGUGCCUUUGCCUCGUAUUACUGGGCCUUCAAGAAGCCCGAUGACAUCCCUGCCUACCCCAUCUUCUCCUCUCUGGGUCGGGCUCUCAGGUACCACGCAGGCUCUCUGGCUUUUGGUUCUCUGAUCCUGUCUUUGGUUCAGGUUAUGAGGGUCAUUCUGGAGUACCUGGAUCACAAGCUAAAAGGUGCUCAGAACAAAUUUGCCAAAUUCCUGCUGAGCUGCAUGAAGUGCUGCUUCUGGUGUCUGGAGAAAUGUAUCAAGUUCCUGAACAGAAAUGCCUACAUCAUGAUUGCAAUCUAUGGAAAAAAUUUCUGUACCUCAGCUCGAGAUGCCUUCUUCCUUCUAAUGAGGAACAUUGUCAGGGUGGCUGUUUUAGACAAAGUGACUGAUUUCCUGCUGUUUCUUGGGAAGCUCCUCAUUGUUGGCAUUGUGGGGAUUUUCUCUUUCUUCUUCUUCUCUGGGAGAAUCAAAGCUGUAGAGGAGGCUGCACCAUCUCUCAACUACUACUGGGUGCCAAUACUGACAGUAGUAGUGGGAUCCUACCUCAUCGCCCAUGGCUUCUUCAGCGUGUACGCCAUGUGUGUGGACACACUUUUCCUCUGCUUUUGUGAGGACUUGGAAAGAAAUGACGGCUCCUCCGAGCGGCCUUACUUCAUGUCCCCUGAGCUGCAUGAGAUCCUCUCCAAAACGAAGAGAGUGGAGGAAGAUCGCGACGGCGUUGAGCAGGCAGACGCUGCCAAACAAGUGGACGAGGUGAAGCUGGAGGAGGAGACGCCUCUUCAGCAGCAGGACGGAGAAAUUCAGCUGAAACAGCAGACGAUGCUCAAGCAGGACAACGAGGAGGAGCAGCCUCUGCAGUCCAAGACGGAUGCUGAAGACGAGCCAAAAGAGGAGAAGACAGAAGAGCAAAAAGUCAGUCUGACAGACGAGAGUGAAAAGAAAGAAGAUCCAGUGAUUAUGGAAGUGGCAGAAGAACAGGAGGCAAAAACAGAAGAAAAGACUGAGGAGGCUACGGCUGUGGAGGCUGAGAAAGAGGAGACUGGUGAAAAGAAAGAGGAGCCUAAAGAAGAUAAUCCUCCGUCUGCACCACAGGAGUAGAUGAUGCAAAACAACUGAGGCCCCUCAUGACGCUUAUAGAAUGAAAGAUGUGCAACUUUGUGAUAUGGACCUGUUCAAUGUACGGCAUAAAACACGCUAAAAAUUCAGAUCGCCUUGCUAUGUGAGUGGAGUGACAUACGUGCGGAGACGGUUGUGAAGGUCGAAGCAGGUCAAAAGCCCAGUGCAUCUCUGUAGCUUGAAAAAAGAAUAACAAAAAACGCUCUUGUGUUGGUUUUAGAACAGUGUUGGUUUUUAUAUUGUGAAGAUCUGUAGAACUUUGUGAGUGCUGAACCUGUGCCUGAUUACUGUCACUGAUAUUUUGUUGUCUUAAUCUUGAAUGCACUACAGAACCACUUAAGUACCGUGUUUACAGUCGGAACAAACGCAUCUCAACCGGCGGUGAAUCUCUUUCACUGUUUACAAUAAUACCAGCUGACGCCAAAAUGUUACAGACAUAUUUGAUAUACUGUGUGAAUAUUGGGUCUUUCUUUUUCCUAUGAAACUCGUGUAUAUACAGUAGUGUACGUCUGUUAUGUAUUUUUUGGCUUCAGUCUCGCAGAGAUCCUCGCCAAGAUGGGAUCCCGUGUAUUGUAUUGCCACCUACUUGCCUUGGUAUUUCUGACUGGCAUAAGUGCUGUGAUUGUGUCGCCAUGAGGCAACCAUCAUGACCUCUCGGACUCUAUAGAUUCCCUCCCCUCACCUGUUUACCGAGUCCACCUGCCUUGCUCUGUCCCUCCCCUCGGUCUGUCUCUCUUUCUCUAAGUGCUGCAUGGUAUUGACAUGGCCUUUCUGAAUGCUCGCAACUAACAUCUUAAAUCUCUGGAUGCUUUUGUAUCUUUUAUCUCUUGUCAGUUGAUUUUUUUCCACUGAAAUUUACUGAUGACAUUCCAUAGUUAUUGGAUGUAAAUCUGGACUAAAAGUGAUUGUAUUUAAUCAUAGUUCUGUUAUGGGAGAACACGUGUAUUUUUGAGGUCGUUCGGUGUAUGAAGCAGGUGAGUUUUCAUGUCAAAGCUGGCCAAGACUUUGAUUUUGUCUUUAAAGGGCACUACUGCAACUCUUUUACAUGUCAAAAUCAAUUUAUUAAUUAUAAAGACUGCUGGUCAAAUGAAACCAGUUGUACAAUGUGGUCUUUCGCUGUAAUCCCUGGUUGCAUCUAGGCGCUACAAUUUUUUAAUAGAAGCCUGAAGAUUCUGAAAACUCUUUAUCAGCAAAGCGAUUGAGUUGCACCAUGGGAACUGUAGGUUUUUGUAACGAAAACCAAGAUAUGUUUACUUCUGUUUUUUUUUUGUUUGCUUGAUUUAGAGCAUUGGGCCACAAUUUUUUUUCAUAUUUAGCUGGUAACCUCUUAAAAUGAUGUGUAUACUUGUGACCCCUAAUCACUUGUUAUGGACUUUGUGCAGAAAUUAUUUAUGAGCAAACAUAAUAAACAAUUCUUUGUAACCUAAAUAAA